GUUGUUUUGCUGGUGAAAGUGCACAGCUCGAGAAUUCUAUUGCUGGAUUGUUGUUUCAGUAUAUAUAUACUUAUAUAUAUAUAUAUAUUGUGUGUAUACAUAUAUAUAAGUAUAUACACAAAUUUAUAUAUAUAUAUAUAACCUCACCAACACAAACACACACACACACUAUAUGUAUAUUGUACACACAGAGAUAACAUUUGUAUACAACAACCACAGCAACUUUUAAUAACGAAUUGCAGCCAGGCACUCCUAUUUAUGAAGUCUUUGAAAGGUUAAAGGCCCGAGUGAACGGCGCAAAAAAUAUACGUUACACACACACAUACACACAUGCUUCGUUAACAUCCGUCAAUCCAUCCAUGCAUCUAUCUAUCUGUCUGUCUCUCCACACGCACAUCCCAUCGUAUUACCUAUGUUAACUAUCCGUUCGUCUAUCUUUGAACCCAAGCCAUAUAUUAUACAUCGACAUAUACAACAGAUUUGAUUAUAUCAAAACUGUAUUUUGUUUCCAUUCCUGUUUCGAAAUCUACCUCUUCCUUUAUUAGUAACGUCUUCGUUGUUUCAUUUCUUCGCACAUUCACACACACACUGUCUUUAUCUAUCUAUCUAUCUAUCUAUCUAUCUAUCUAUCUAUCUAUCUAUCUACGUAUAUAAUGUACGGUCAAAGCUAUAUCUGAUUCUGGAGAAGUAAUUAUUACACAAAAACAUCUACGAAAGAAGUUUCUAUUCCUGUUUAUCAUCAUCAUCAUUAUCACAAAUCCACAUCUACAUAGCCAGAAAGCUACCCUGCAUUAAUAUAUAUAUAUAUAUAUAUAUAUAUAUAUAUAUUUUUUUAUAUAUAUAUAUAUAUAUAUAUAUAUAUUAUAUAUAUAUAUAUAUAUACACACUCUCACACACAUACACGUACCCCAAUCUACGUCUUGAGGAGGACCUCAUAGGAACUGGCCCAGCUAUUAUUGUCUGUACAUGUCGCCAAUUCUUGAUAUUUACCGUAUCACUUCACAGACUGCGACAUGAGUAAAAAGAUUUUCCUAUCGCAAGUCAAAUCGGACAACGCUCGCCUGUUUGACUUGUCCGAUGAUGAACUUGUCCGACUCACUGUGAAAGAACUAAACCAAGUAGUGAAGGGUCUCACCAGAGAGCAAGUGUCGCGUCUAAAGCAGCGUCGACGUACACUGAAGAACAGAGGCUAUGCUGCCAACUGCCGUGAGAAGCGGAUAUCACAGAAAGAGGAGUUGGAAAUUGAGAGAGAAAAGCUACGGGCCGAGGUGUACCGGCUGCAACGAGAGAACAACGUGGUCAAAAUGGAACUGGACUCAUUGCGACAAAAAUACGACGCCCUACAGAGAUUUGCCGACAAAAGUGAACUGCUCAUUCUACAAAAGCCAGUGAUGAUGUCUGAACCACUUUCCCUGAAGAGAGAGACAAUUCGGAGUUGACUGUCCGUUGGUGGUGGUGGUCGUGGUGGUAGUCAUGGCGGAAUUCCUUUCUCUUGUCUUCCAGACAGGACUUAUAAUUUUGAACUCUUUCCGCCAUUCUACACAUCACACAACAGCAGUAACUAAAGAUCACCACCUCCAUACAACAACUACUACUACUACUACAACCACUACUUUUCCUCGCCAUACCACUCUAUUAAACAUACAUAUACAUUUAUGAUAUAUAUUAGGUAUACUGUACUUGAUAUGUAUAUUGUAUAACAUAUAUAUAUAUAUAUAUAUAUAUAUAUAUAUGAUAGAUGCAUAAAUAUGAACUAUAUGAUAGUUAUAUAUAUUAUAUAACAUAUACACAUGUAUGUAUGUAUGUAAUCUACAGACAUGACCAAUUAAUAAAGAACUGGAGUGUAAAAGCACCAAAAUGUGUAAGCAGACUUCUGAGAAAAUUAAAUUAAAUUAAGAGAGACUGAAAAGAAACAAAACAAAAACGAAAAAACAAACGAGAAGCCAAAAUAAAAACAACAACAGCAUCAUCAUCAUCUCACACAUGCACAACACACACACACACAUACACACAUAUAUAUAUAUAAUAUAUAUUCAUGUAUACAUACACACACGGUUUAGCAACAGAACUAUGGACUGCUAACUGUUGCAACACAUCAUUCAUCAGUUUCUCUGUUUUGUUUCUUGUCUGUCUGUUCGUCCUGUCAUUCCGUUGGGAUUUUUUUUUUCUUUUUUUAAAAAAAAAAAAGAAUUUUGGUUUUGUUUGUUUUUGUUUCUUUCUUUUUUUUUUGCUCCCCUCCCACCGCUCCUCAGCUUCAGUGUCACCAUCCCCACCACCACUAAUGCCAUCACCGCCCUCUUCUUCUUCUGCUCUGUCCCUUGUAUCCUACCGCUGCUUCUUCUUCUUCUAUUCAUUAUCACACAUUCAUUAAUUGAUGACGUCACUAAUCAAAUGAUUGGAAGGAGAGGGGAAAGUGCUAUAAAUUCCAGGGAUUGGGGGGGUGACAUACAUACACACAUGCAUCUGUACACCCACACACACACAGAGAAAGAAACAAAUUAAUCAGUGACUGUUGUUUCCUUUCCAACCAAAUCCUUUCCAUUUCUGUCUUUUGUUGUUGUUAUACCCUUCAACACACCUCCACACCUCACUGUCCCUGAUUAUGAAUACCCAGCUUCUCUCAUCUACCCCUAUAUCUAUCUAUGUCUCAUCUAUUUUUCUCUUACUUCCCCUUUACCUCAUGUCUCUCUUUGUGUUUCUUUUUCUCUUCUCUCUCUCUAUCUAUCUAUCUAUCUACAUAUGCACCUAUCUAUCUAUCUGUCUGUCUAUCUUUCUAUCUAUCUUGUCUCUCCAUUUUACCUUCGUUGUCAUCUGCUUCUCUCCAUAAAUGUUCCAGAAAAGACAAAAUCCCCUCCUUGAUGUAUAGCUUUCUUGUUUAAACCCACACCCCUCAUUCCUGCUCCACCUCUGCCUUUUUUUCCUGUUGUUUCCCACUGUGACCCUUGACAUUCGCCACAAUACCCCCUCCCCUCCCCACUGCCAUCCCCACUCACUUCUGACCAUUCUGUGGAUAAAAUAUCCACUACCGGACUUCUACGGCCUGCCAUGGCCAUGGUCCACAGGCUCCCCUCACCUGCCCACCCACCCACCCUCUACUUGUUGGUAUCCCAAAGGGUUGUCCAUGAUGCAUUCUCCAUGGACUUCAAAACAACUAAAACAAAAAUGAAAAAAAAUAUCUAUAUAAAUAAUAAUAAUAAUAUAAUAUAAAAUAAUAAUAAUAAUGACAAUAACAAAGACAAAGAGAGAGAAGAAGCUCUCUUCUUUACAGCAAUUUAGACAUAGCGCUCUGAAAAGAAAAGAAAAAAAAAAACAAUUUAUGUACAGCGCAGCAAAAUGUGACGACAGAAGAAAAGGACUUAUUUAUUAUUAUCAUUUCAUGUGUUCAUAUAUAUAUAUGUAUUUACAUGUAUAUACAUAUAUAUAUAUAUAUAUAUGUAUGUAUGUAUGUAUAUAUAUAUAUCUAUAUAUAUAUACUGUUUUCUUUUGUAAAAUGUGUUAUUUCAUCUUUUUCCUCCAUUAUUUCAGUAUGUUUUUAUUUACAGUUGUCUUUUUGUUUCUGAUAUGCAUGUGUGUGUGUAUAUAUAUAUAUAUAUAUAUAUAUAUAUGUAUGUAUGUAUAUCAGCUUCAUUCAUCCCCCCUCUCUGUCUCUCUCUCUCACUUUUCUUUUUCAUCACAAUCACCAUUUCCUCUUCCUCUUUUCUUCUCCAUCUUGUUUGAACAACAUUCUAGAUACUAGAACAUUGGUUCUCUAAGUUUUUUUUUGUUUGUUUUUUUUUUCAACCAGGCCAGCACCAAACUCACCACCACACCCACCACCUCUGCCUCUUCAGCCUAUCCUCUCCACUCUGCUCCCACUCCUUUCCUGUGGUCCUACCGGAACCUCAUAAAACAGAUCCUGAGCUUCACACCAUCUCAAAAUCUGUCUGUAAAGCAUUUUAUAUGAAAAGGUAGAAAGAAGGAAAAAAAAACAACUCCCUUGGCAAAACUAACGUGGAGAUCGAGUAAGCGACACAAUAAUCCAGUAUGGAUAUCACCAUGGUAAUAGUAUAGGUUGUAGUAAUAAUAAUAAUAAUAAUAAU
Molecule: messenger RNA, 4079 nt
Organism: Octopus sinensis (East Asian common octopus)
Lineage: Eukaryota; Metazoa; Mollusca; Cephalopoda; Octopoda; Octopodidae
Product: transcription factor MafK
Exons: 2
Coding region: 1014-1439 (141 amino acids)
Biological process (GO): regulation of transcription by RNA polymerase II
Cellular component (GO): nucleus
Molecular function (GO): RNA polymerase II cis-regulatory region sequence-specific DNA binding; DNA-binding transcription factor activity, RNA polymerase II-specific
Source: RefSeq, a predicted model, not a curated record